AUGAAAGUUCAGACACAGUAUCCGAACAAGAAGAUAGUCGUAUCAGCCCAACUACAGAGACAAUGUUGUUUGGAGUGGCAAGUAACCAGUUUGAUGUUGAAGCUCUGUCUAAAAGCUCAUCAUCAUCUUCAGCAACUCUUACUGCUUCAUCUUCAGUUACUCUUACAGCCUCAGAGUGUGAAAACGAACUUUCUAAGACAAUUUUUGUUGAACCAUCAUCCCAAAAUGUUCCAAGAAAAAAAAGAAAGAGGAGCUAUUUUGGCGAUUUGUCAAGCAGUGAUUUCUCGACACCAGAGAAGCAAAGGAAAAGUUUUCACGGUAUAAAGAAAAUUGUCAGAAAACAAAAAGUGAGAAUACAUUCUCUUCAAAAUAAGGUCCGUCGUCAAAGGCUUCGAAUAACAUCAUUGAAAAGUUUGGUGUCAUUUUUGAAUGAAAAGUUUCGUUUAUCAGAGGAAUCAGAACACACAUUAUUGGUUGUUUGAAUUGGCAUGUAACCUGAAUGAUGUCAGAGCUCUGUCUAAAAGUUCAUCAUCUCCAGCAACUCUUACUGCUUCAUCUUCAGGUAUCCUCACUGCCUCAUAGUUUGGGGUCUAAGGGUACCCAAAAAUGGUUAUACAUAUUUUUAAACAUAAAAUAUUUCAGCCACACUUCGCUCCUGAUAUGUGGGAGAAGGUGAGAGUUGAUGGAAAAAGGAAGUUGAAACACAAUGCUGUUCCUACAAUAUUUCCUUUCCUAUACAAUACUGAAGCAAUAUUCUUUGAAGAACCAUUAAAUUAUGAAGGUGUUCCUGAUCCGGAGUCAGGUACAGAUACUAGUGUAUCUUAUAAUGAUGUGACUUACAGUGACUAUAGUCACUGUAAUGAAACGAUAGUUGAAGAUCCCCCUGAAAAUAUACCAUUAGAUAGCAGCAAUGAUGGAGGAUGGGCCAAAAAAAAACCGUCAAGAAAAAUAGGACAAUGGAGAAAAAUAACCACCAAACAAUAUAAGAAGUUUGCAAAAUCUACAUGUAGAAAGCUUGCAAGCCAUGAAAGAAAUUUCGAAACACAUUGGAUCACUGGCAGAGAGCAUUAAACUUCUGGCGGAAUCGAAUUUAAGCUUAGUGGAACAAAUGAAAAAAAGAGACAAUUCAUAAUUGUAUAUAUAAAUAAAAUAAAUUAUUUUUCCAAGUCUAAUUGUAUUUCUACCCCAAAUAUCUAUAGAUCUGUUUGUUGUGUUUGCAUGAAAUUUUAAGUGUACCUUUUAUCUCUUCACAUUCAUUUGACGCUAUCGUUAAGCUUAGUCACAGAACAUCAAAUGAGUGUAGUUUAGACCAGAAAUCACUGAGUUAUGUUACACGAUCUACACUAGUGUACAAUAUUGUAUUUAGUGCAGACACAAGGAACAAACCUUAUAUCAUUCUUUUAUUGAUUCUAAAUUAUUUCAAAGUUAUCGUUCAGUGGAAACAUAAACAUGUAUAUAUUUGAAUCAUUUUUCAUACGUAUAUAUAGAUAUAUAUGAUUGGCAAGAAAAUUAUUAUUUACCUAUCUGCUAUUUGUUAACUUUUUUAUUUAUAUUUCACAGAAACUUCAAAUCAAGGGGAAGACAGAGAAGUUGGUGAAACUGAAGGAAUACAAUUCCAAAGUGAUGCUGAGAGGGAAGUAUCAACAGAGAAGAACAGUUGAAGAAUUUUAAGCAGCCUCAGAAAACUUCAGUGAUAAAUAGAAAAAGGUUAACUCAAAAUGAACGUUUUCUAUCAAAAUGUCUGAUUGAUCAGAGUAGAAAACUGAGACUUUCCCAAAAAAAAGUUUCUUCAUAUAAAGAGCGGCUAAAAAAUGCCAAGAAACUCAAUUCAUCAGCAAAUUUCAGUAGACUGAUGAAUUAUGUUUCUCCAACUGCUUUCAAUUUCAUCAUGUCCCAAGUGAGAAAUCAAAAUAUUAAGUCAAGAGGUAGGCGUUUCAAGCUUGAAGACAAAAUUUUGGCGUUAUCACUCUUGAAGGCAAGUAGAAGAGCAUAUCGCUUACUUUAAAAAAUUUUCAUCUUGCCUUCAAGAAAAACAUUAACAAAUGUUUCAAAUAAAGUGCCCAUGAAUCCUGGAAUUAACAAACACUUAUUUGUUGCCUUGAAUCGAACUGUAACAAAAAUGUCGGAAGAAGAAUAGUUUUGUAUUUUGAUGUUCGAUGAGAUGUCCAUCACUACCACGUUGCAGUAUGAUUCAAGGCAGGACAUCGUGAAAGGAAUACCGGAUACUGGGCAUUCUUGGAUGCCGGAUAUUGCUGAUCAUGUCACAGUUUUCCUUCUGAAGGGACUGAGAAAACAGUGGAAGCAACCGAUUGCUUACACUAUCAGUAGUGGUCCUAUAAAGAGCGCUCUUCUGAAGAACACUGUGACAGAGGUUAUUAGGAAAUGUCAACAUGUUGGUCUGAAAGUUUUUUGCACUGUGUGUGACCAAGUAGAUGCAAAUUCGGCUGUAAUCAAUGGUCUUUUGAAAGAGAGGAGAGCAUAUUGCCUUAAAAGAGAAUUAGAUGAUAAUAAUUUUGGGUUUAUUGUGAAUAAUGAGGAA
Harmonia axyridis is the source of this 2539-nucleotide messenger RNA. RefSeq lists its product as uncharacterized. The record is from RefSeq and is a predicted model, not a curated record. The transcript is spliced from 6 exons. Lineage: Eukaryota; Metazoa; Arthropoda; Insecta; Coleoptera; Coccinellidae. The coding region runs from base 63 to 482 and encodes 139 amino acids.